CGAAUCGGCAGCCAUUCAAUUUAAUUCCAUAUCAAUAUCGGUGCAUCGGUCGCGCGUGUGUUAUUAUUAGUAUGGUUUCAUCAUGUCGAGUAACAGUUCACCGUCGCUACGAGGGCUCCUCUCCAAUAACAGGAUCACCUUCGGGCUACUUCCAGGACUCGGCAUCGUGAUAAUACUCCGCAUGGCCAUACAUCUCUACAGACCUGACAUAGAAGACGCUGAAAAUCGUGUCAGAGAUCACCCUUUUGAACAACUCUACGAUACUUAUGACUUCAUCAUAGUUGGUGGAGGAUCUGCUGGAUCAGUCUUAGCCAAUAGGCUGUCUGAGAACCCAAAUUGGAAAGUACUUUUGUUGGAAGCAGGACAAGAUGAGAACGUAUUAUCAGAAGUGCCAGUUUUGUUCCCCGUGCUGCAGACUUCGUCUAUUGAUUGGCAAUUUCUAACUGAACCUAGUGACGCUUACUGUUUGAGUAUGGUGGAUAGGAAGUGCAAGUGGCCUCGUGGUAAAGUGCUUGGUGGUUCCAGUGUGUUAAAUGCUAUGCUGUACAUAAGGGGAAAUAAACGAGACUACGAUAACUGGGAACGUAUGGGGAAUCAAGGAUGGGGAUAUGAUAGUGUAUUGCCUUACUUUCUAAAAGCGGAAGAUAUGAGGAUCCCUGAACAUCAGAACGAUCCAUACCACAGAACUGGUGGUCCUCUGACAGUUGAAUACUUUGCUUACGAACACCCAAUUACAAGAGACAUUUUGAAAGCUGGAGAACAGUUAGGGUACGAGAUCCGCGACGUGAAUGGGGAAUUCCAAACAGGUUUUACGCGGUCCCAAGCGACAGUGCGUGAUGGUCUUCGUUGUAGCACCGCCAAAGCUUAUUUACGGCCGUCAUCAAAAAGAGAGAAUCUCCAUGUUAGUGUGCAUUCGUUAGUGGAAAAAGUGUUGAUAGACGAGCACAAUACUGCGUAUGGAGUUCAAUUUAGGAAACAUGGACAAGAACGUAUCGUGAAGGCGAGUAAAGAAGUUAUAUUAUCUGCUGGGGCGAUACAGUCUCCACAGUUAUUGAUGCUGUCUGGUAUAGGAGACGCGGACCACUUGAAAGACGUUGGAAUACACCCUAUAGUUAAUCUUUUUGGUGUUGGGAAAAAUCUUCAAGACCACAUUGCUAUGGGAGGUCAUUCAUUUCUGUUUGACAACCCCUACAAGAAUGGUACACCUUAUUGUUUUAAUCUACCUGAGGUUUUGACAGUAGCUAGUCUAGUAGACUUUAGUGUUCAUAAGAGUGGUCCGCUGUACAGUAUGAUGGAGGCUGAAGCGAUGGCGUUUGUGAAUACUAAGUACCAAGAUCCGAGUGAAGAUCAUCCUGACAUACAGCUAUUUAUAGCUCCAACGGCUGAUAACUUGGACGGAGGUUGGUUUGGUAAACGAGCGAAUGGAUUAACUGAUGACACUUACGCGGCACUUUAUGAGGACAUACUGUAUGAGUCUUCAUUUUCUAUAGUACCUCUGUUGCUGAGACCAAAAAGCCGUGGGUACUUGAAACUAAGAGAUGGGAAUCCCAACUCACCCCCGCUGAUUUACCCCAACUAUUUCAGUGACCCACAAGACAUCAAUGUUUUGAUCGAAGGCGCUCGAAUAGUUCAAGAGAUUGUGAAUCAACCAGCUUUAAAGGAACUGAAUGCUCGACCAAACCCUCGUCGGAACCCUGGGUGUGCUGGCCACGAGCUGAUGUCCAAAGAACACUUGGAAUGUCAGGCGAGGCAUCACUCCCUCACGAUAUACCAUCCAGUUGGCACCUGUGCUAUGGGACCAGCUGAAGAUCCUGGAGCUGUUGUUGAUUCAAGAUUAAAGGUAUACGGAAUCAAUAAACUUCGAGUAGUCGACGGCAGUAUAAUGCCAACAAUUGUGAGCGGCAAUACCAACGCACCCAUCAUUAUGAUAGCGGAGAAAGCAGCUGACAUGAUCAAAGAAGAUUGGAACGAGGUUAUCCUACAACCAACACACACUAGUAGACCAGACCCGGCUUACCAGCAAAACAUGAAGCCAGGAAAUGAUGAACCAACAAAGAUCCAGCUGAAAACAUCGCCAGACUUGUUUAACGAAACAAAAAGUAUAUUUCCAUCCCUUUUUAGCUAUCCAGAAAGAAGACGGGAAUAUGGCAUUGGCACCCAAAUUGCAACUCAAUCUUAUACAACUGAAAAGCGUUUAUUGCCUGCACUGUCGAAAACAUGGCCUCGGAAAAUUGCACGUCCUGAUUUAAGAACUCGUCCACAGAAUCCUCUAAGGAACUAUUUGUAUGGUCGUCCUAGAGGGAGAUUUAAUCCAUAUUAUCCGCAAAAUAUCCCUAAUUAUGGUGCAAACUACGGAUUACCACGUCCUUCACUCCCUUAUCCAAGAACAAGUGACCAGCUACACAAGAACUUACGUUCAGAACCGAAAUAUUUGUAUUUUUAUGGUGGCGAUAAGACUAAUUAUUAUGGGAAGGGAGAAGCCCCAGAAGUAAAUGUAGCUGAUGAGAGGAAAAAAUGCAAGCUAUGGCUAUAUUAUAACGGUGAAAAGUAUGAAGUAGAUUAUUGAGUAGUUCUUAUAUUAU
Molecule: messenger RNA, 2582 nt
Organism: Spodoptera frugiperda (fall armyworm)
Lineage: Eukaryota; Metazoa; Arthropoda; Insecta; Lepidoptera; Noctuidae
Product: glucose dehydrogenase [FAD, quinone]-like
Exons: 3
Coding region: 83-2566 (827 amino acids)
Molecular function (GO): flavin adenine dinucleotide binding; oxidoreductase activity, acting on CH-OH group of donors
Source: RefSeq, a predicted model, not a curated record